AUGCAUGAUCUUAGAGAACAGAGUAUCAAAUUGUGGCAUCGUCUUCAAGUUAACUUGUUGAUUACUCUUGUCCAUCUCAAUUUUCUCAGCCGCCUCCUUAAUCGCCCUCUUGGCAGCUUCCCUGAUCUGGUCCUCGGCGCUUUUGUUGAAAGUGUCAACGGCGAAGGGAAGGUUCUUGACCUGUUCUGCAAGUUCAUGUUUGACGGUCUUAAAAUUUUCGUCGCUGAGGAGAAUGGAGUCAAUUUCGCUGGCCACCUGGUGGACGGUUGUGCGGAGGGCUAUCAUGGUGGCUUCUAUAAGCGGUGUUAUAUGCUCCUGCUUUAUACUGCCAUACGUAAAUUUACCUGUAACGUCACUCUCAACGGCUUUUGCAAUCUGCUCGGCAAUCUGCUUACCAGUCUUAAAUCUGUCAUCCAGCUGGCUGACAAAAUACUUGCAUCCCUCCUUUACGGCCUCGACGUCCUUUUGGAUGCUGUUCCCAUUUCUGUGUUGCGUAACUUUUUCACCCGCUGCUUUUCCGGCGUCGUUUUCAAAUUGCCCCUUGAUCUGAUGGAUAAUUGGACCACGCACCGUGUCAAUUUGUUCAUUGCCCAGAACCCUCAAUUGCAAACUCGACAAAUGCACACCCUUCUGCCCAAUCCACGCCUUAAGCCAAUCUUGCAGCUUAUGAUUAUUCUUCCCAUCAGUAUCAUUCCCCCAGAUGGCAUCCAGCCAGCCCUGCACUCUUUUGUUGAAUUCAUCUUCCCCGCUGAACGCAUCCGCAUAGUUCUUUAUCGCGCCCGCAAUGCCAAGGAGACCACUGCCGCCGUGGGUAUUUGCCUUCGCCUUCCCCUUAAUCUCCCCAACCUGCUUUUUAAUAUGCUCGAAAAUCUUAUCAAAAGUCUUCAGAUCACCAGUAUCUUUAAACGUCCCGCCAAGCGUCUCAAUCGCCUUGUCAACUUCACCGACCGCCUGGGUAAGCGGAGUCUUGAUAUGCUCAUUAAACUUCUCUUCAAGCCCAUUCACCGCCGUCUGAAUUGA
Babesia ovata is the source of this 1020-nucleotide messenger RNA. Its product is annotated as transcription-repair coupling factor, putative. NCBI's taxonomy places the organism in Eukaryota, Apicomplexa, Aconoidasida, Piroplasmida, Babesiidae. Bases 1 to 1020 code for a protein of 339 amino acids. The record is from RefSeq and is a predicted model, not a curated record. The transcript has 2 exons.